AUGGCCAGGUGGGCCCAGGUCCAGGUGUGUGUGGGGGGGUUGCCAUGGUGACAAGGGGAUCAGGUGCUUAAGGCGCCUGUUCAGACGCUGCAACAGGGUGGCCCCCCAGCAAGCCCCGGAGCAGCCCGUGGUGCCAGGUGAGCAAGUGGCCCUCUGUUUUGGGACAGAGGAGGGCAGGGAUGGGCAUGGGGGGCAGCUAGUCAAAAGAUGCAAAGAGCCAGAUGGCUGGAUCCGACCCAAGGUCCAUCUGGGCCAGCGCCUGGAAAGCCACUCCCCUGGCGGCCAAUCCGUUUUGUGGAGUCCAAUGGAGAAAGCAGGGACUGGGUGGGCGGCAUGGCUGGGGGGGGCAGUUGUCAGAGGGAGGGGCACCUUCCCUGGGGAGCCACAUUCUGGGGGAAGGAGGCCGGGAUUGGCCCCCAAGGCCUGGGGUGUCCCACCUGUCUAGUAGGACUUGGAAUCCAGGAGAAAACUCUUGGAAUAGCCUUGCCAGGGGCUCAGGGAUGAACUCCCCUCUUCCCGUGUCCUUUUCUUUGCAGUUCUGCUGCGGUUCCACAUCCCUUCCCCAGGGGUGAGUAUUGGAGAAAACAAGAGCAGGGAAUGGAUCCCUCAGACCUGCCCCCCGCUGCCCGCGCUCUUUGCCCCCCACUCUGCCCCCCACUCUGCCCUCUCCUCACGAGGAACUGACAGCCUGACUUUUGCACUGGGGGAUGAACAGCUCUACCUCCUGGGGGUCAUCCAGAACUGCCAGGCAGCUGAGCUCAGGGGGCUCUGAACUCUGAAGUACUCCAAGUAAUAGAUGGCCCAAGCCAUUCUGGUGAGUGAUGGGUGGUGUGAGGGACCCCCACGGGGAGGGAGGGGCUUUGGGGAAGGGGUUGUGCAUCCCCCGGAGAGGAGGAGUCUGCCAGCUUAGGGCAUGGGGCUGCUAUUCCCCGGGAAAGCCAAGCCUGGUCUUGGGGGUCAGAGCCAUCCUCUGGAGGCCCCCAGAAAGAGCUGACUUUCCUCCUCUGUUCUCUUCCAGGACAUCUUGGGGCCCUUGGAGCAUUGGGGGAUUGCCGCUUGACCCUUGACCUGGACUUGGAGGCCCUCCUCCAGCUGAGGUGAGUGGGGUCCUUGGGAUGGAUGGGGUUGUGGGGGGUGGGUGGGGAGCAGAACUCCAGGGGGAGCUCCGGGUGGGGAAGAGCAGGUAGGAGGGAGAAGGGGCAAGGGAGACGGGGAGGGGGCAGCUUCUAACCCUCUCCCCUUCAUCUCUGCAGCAUCAUGAAGCCAAAGUAUAAUGGUGAGAUGCUCAGCGCCAUCCUUCACGGGACCCUGGAGGCUGUUCUUGGGGGCCCACAAAAGGAGGAGGACAGAGAGGUAUAUCCUUGGUCUGGACUUCCCUUCUUCUUCUUCUUCACACACAUGCAGAAUCUAACUCAGCACUCAACUUCUUUUCUAUCUUUUUCCGCAGGAACUGAAGCGGCGCUUCCGGCUCCUGCUGGGGAGUCUCUUGAUGGAAGCCCCCAGUCCUGGCACCCUCCUCCAGCUGCUCAGUGUAAGUGUCCCCCCAACUGGCUUGGGGCUCGGGCCCUUGAGCCUGCCCUGCUGCUUUGGCCCCAACUGGCCCCAACUGUGACGCUCUUUCCUCCCGCAGGACCUCCGAGGAUACGCCCUUGACGAAACCGGGGAGGCUCAAAGACUAGUGGCCAGCAGCAUUUCUCUGCUUCUGGCCGUGGCGCGGAGAUUCCCCCAACUCAGAGUAAGUACCUCGCCUUCUUUUCUCUGGUUGCUUCCAUCCCCGCAAGAGCACAUCCCCCAGUGACCUUUAUCACAGAUGAUGCACUGUGUGUCCCUGGGGGCCAGGAUGAGGCCAGAGGCUUUUCCUGCCCCCUUUCCUGCUGCUGCUGCUGCCCAGGGAGGUCCUCUGGGACAAGGGAUUGGGCCCAAGGCAGAGGGAGGCCUGUCCUUCCUGGCUUGGGGCUGCUUCUGUGCUCUCUUGCACCCAUUCAGGGUGGAUUUCAUAGUAUCAUCUGACCCCGAUUUUUCUUUGCAGAUGACAGUAAUUCGGCCAGACCUGGCCUGCUUCCGGAGGAGACCCAAAGAAGGUGAGCCCCACACCUUAGAGACAGAGAACUGUCUUGUCCCUUGUUUGCUUGAAGGUCCGUUCUUCCCAGGUUUUCUUGCUGGGAUCCUGCAGGACCUGCUCCCUGCCUGGCAGGCCUUUCCCACCUGGCCUGGGAGACCAGCGCCUGGACAGACUCUCAUUUUCAUUCUCUUCCAUCCAGAUGACAUCAUCAUCGAAGACAUGUAUUCAGUGCAGACCUCGGGCUCCGCUGGACACCAGAGAGAGGCCACUGGGUAAGGAGGAAGGUGGUUUUUCUCCGUUUGGUCUCAUUCGGUUGGUUUUCAUACCUAUCUCUGGGUUCUUUUCAUCUUUUUGGGGGGCGGGACUCAUGAGGCCAAGGGUCCAGAGGAGGGGAGAUGUAUAGGAUCACCAAAUUAUUGUCCACUUGCGAAGACUUCUGAAUCUGCAGCUCCUGGAACUCAAAGUGGAAAUCUAGAGCCCGGUCAGAGGAAUGAGAACCGAUUGGUGAAAAGAGGAAAAAGAACUGGAGUCCUCCAAGCAGUAGAUGGCCCAAGCCAUUCUGGUGAGUGAGGAUCCAAGAGGAUGGAGAGCAGCCGUCUUUGACUGAUGAAACUCGCUUGUUAGAAGGAGAAGGCAUUUCUUUGGCUAAAGAGGAAGUGUAGAGAUGCAAAGAUCCACAGGAUGGUCCUGAGAAGAUUCCCUCGUUGAAAGGAGAAGAAAUCUCUCGGGCUAAAGGAGGGCUGUACAAAUAUAAAGAACAACGAGGAGAGCAGAAAUGCAAGGAGACCCUCGAUGGCACUGAGAAGACAGCCCUGCGACUGUUGGGAGAAUAUGAAAUGGAGGAAGAACGGCAAAAUCCCAGGUAUAUGGACACUAUCCCUAAAAUAUUGCUGAAGGAACCUGCUGGCUCUAUUUGGAUAUCCCAGUUGGCCAAAGAGGCACCCAUCCAGAGUGGCUUUCGUUGUAUCAUCUGA
Messenger RNA from Podarcis lilfordi (Lilford's wall lizard), 3036 nucleotides. The record is from the annotation of a GenBank genome assembly. NCBI's taxonomy places the organism in Eukaryota, Metazoa, Chordata, Lepidosauria, Squamata, Lacertidae.